CAUGCCAUGUAAGUGUACAGUUAAUGGGCAUUUUGGUGUUAGCGGAGGAUUAAAUGAAUGUUUUCUUCUUGAGUGGCACUUAGUUGCAAGAUGAUCUACCAGACCAUGAUAAGUCGGACAUGUGACGGGCACCCAUUGACAGCCAACACUGACACAGCCCACCACCAACAAGGCUCGGAUGUAAAGGAGGGUUUAAAAAACAUGAAGUUUUUGUCACGUAUGGCUGGUCGUUUUCAAGAUAGAUGUUCCUUUUAUUUGGAUGCAGUGUGUGUACAUUUUAUUUCUGCCCUUGGUCUGACCUACCUGGUUGUAUGUGAUGCUUCGUACCCACCUGUACUAGCCUUUUCUUUCCUUGAUGAGAUACAGAGAGAAUUUCUCAAGAGCUAUGAAAAGACCAAAGUGGAUGCAGUGACCAGACCAUACAGCCUUAUAGAUUUUGAUAUGUCAAUGCAGAAAGUGAAACAGCGGUACAACAACCCUCGAUCCCUGACUACCAAGCUAAACCUAGCGGUACUAAGUGAAGAGUUGAAGUUACGUCCACCUAGUAUCAUUAGUCCAGAACAGCUUCGUCCAGAUGAGAACUCCUACAAUGUGUACAUCGACAACAAUAUUAAGUCUAACACAUUCUCUACAUCAGCAUCACGUCACAGGCAUGGAAGUUAUGUACCUAUGGGUUUAAGAACAGUGUUGGCAGUAGGACUGAGUUUGUUUUGUGCUGUACUGAAUCUAACACGAGGCCUUGCUGUAAUAAAUGAUGCUCAUAUUGAGGACUAUGACACUGACCACUAUCAGUAUGCAGCAACUUUUAUACUCAACGGCAUACUCUCAGUAUACCAGGUAUACCUCCUGUGUGUGCCGUUGAAGACCAGAAGACCACUGGCAUGUGCAACACUCUUCAGCAUUUGUCUGUGUCAACUCUACCUGUGGGAAUAUCGAAAUAAUUAUCUCAUCAUUUUUCACUUCAUUGUUGCUGUGUUUGGAACUUUCGUAAUAUUUCAACGGAAAGUGCAAGAAAAACUUCCACAGUAUAUGUUAUGAUAGUCAAUACACUGUUGUUGUAAUUGGAUAUGGGUUUUAGCCAUAAUAUAUAAGUUCAGUGUUCAUUGGUUUUUUUUUUCUUUUUGACAUAGGCCCUUGUGUUUUUUUAUCAAAAUGAUAAGAAGCAAACUGCAACAAAAUCAAUUGUUUAUUAAUGUAUAUAAUAUCAAUUUUCAUGAUUGCAGCAAAGCUCAUCUGUACACUGAGACUAAAUUAUUGAGAAUGUCAGCAUUACCUGGGAAAUGUGGUUGUUCUGCUUUAGACAUAUUCAUAUGGCCAGUAUUUCUUAUCAAGAAUGGAAUUUCAAUAUCUUAUACAGUGUUUCUCUAGACUCUGUAUGUUGUACUCUGUUUUACAUAGGAACAGACUUUUUUGUAAUUCUGUUGACACAGUUUGAAAUACCCUUUAAAUCAAUACUAGAAUGAUUUAGUAAGGUGAAUACUGUUUUCUAGUCAAUUAUAUGAUAUUAAAUUCAUAAUUACAUUUUGAUGAUAUUGUAAAAUGACCUUAUUUUGAUCAUCAGUGAAUGAGUGGUAGUUAUCUUAGUACCAUACAACCUGUUUCAUCAGGCAGGUGAGCUUAAGAGUUUGACCAAAAAAUGCCCAGUACUCAAAUAGACUCAUAAGUAAGAUGUUCUUAGGAAAAAUGUGAAUUUAGACCUUGGGACAUUUUUUAGGCUAAACAAGUUAUAAGAGAAUUUUCGGGACCAACAUUUUCGUUUCUAAUCUGAUUAACACUGAAAGAAUCUUGAUAGAGCCAUAAUUGUGUGAUUUAUCAUAGGACUAAGGAGGAUCUGGAAAGUCAUAUAAAUGUUUUUCCUUGCUUUGUGACAUCAUGGCAUUCUAAUACUGCCUAAAGACAAUGGACACAUAUGAUGAGGACAGUAAGUGGUCAAAGGAAACAUGAUUUUGUUUUACAUAUAUUUUUAGGUUAAGUAACAAAAAUCUUGAACCAAUAUCCAUUUUAUCAUUGGAUUAUCUGUGAUGAACCUUAUUUUCAAAGUCUACCUGUCAAGCCUGGCUGGGCUUUAAAUUUGUCUUCUAUGGAAACUUGCUGACAUCUGGAAACUAGAACUGGGAUUCAUAGAGAUUGAUUUGGUAGAUAUGGAAAAGGGCAAUAUUUUUCUACAAUGUGAGUUCACAUUUAGCAUUGUAUAUCAGUUGUGUUUUAUUGGCUCAUUUUGCCAACAUAUUACUGAUUGAAAUUCUGUUGAAUGGAGUGCUUUGUAAAUUGAUCUGUAGCAAUAUACAUACAGACUACCUUUAUUUGUGACUCCUGAACAAAAAGAAAUCACACAACAUGUCAGAAGAUUUGAUUCAGAGAUUGUUCAUUAAUGGUUAAAAAUGAAAUUCAUGAAGUUUUCACCAAAAAUGUAUUACAUCUUUACCAUUAUGCCCCACAGUGUCAUGACAGUGUUUUAGGACAUAUUGACAGAUGUCAGUGGUCAGUGUUUUUGGGGGUCCAUAUACUAAGGUCAUUGGUCAUUAUUGUAUGAUCUAUUAACUAAGGUCACUGGUCAGUUUAUUAUGGUCUAUCAACUCAGGUUAUUUAUCAGUGUUUUACGAUAUUUUGACUAAGGACAUUUUUUUAUUGGUGUUUUACGAUCUUUUGACUAAGGACAUAGCUCAGUGUUUUACUAAUUUUUGACUAAGGACAUUGGUAAGUGGUUUAUGAUCUUUUGACUAAGGACAUUGGUCAGUGUUUUAGAUCUUUUGACUAAGGACAUUGGUCAGUGGUUUAUGAUCUUUUGACUAAGGACAUUGGUCAGUGUUUAUGAUCUUUUGACUAAGGACAUUGGUCAGUGUUUUAGAUCUUUUGACUAAGGAUAUUGGUCAGUGUUUUACGAACUUUUGACUAAGGACAUUGGUCAGUGUUUUAACGCCCAUCGACUAGGUAUGUCCAUCACUGUUUAUAAUCUAUUGAUCAGUGUUUUAAGCCAGUAAAGUGAUUUUUUUCAUUACCAAAAUCAGAAAUAUUCCAAACCCCACUACGUCCUUCACUAGGAUAAUGGUUGUUGUGAGAAUGUUGAUUGAAUCUGCGUGUUAGUUUGUGUCAAGAAUGUGAAUUGUAAAGCAUGA
This is a messenger RNA of Ylistrum balloti, 3116 nucleotides long. RefSeq names its product vesicle-trafficking protein SEC22a-like. Bases 91 to 1038 code for a protein of 315 amino acids. Lineage: Eukaryota; Metazoa; Mollusca; Bivalvia; Pectinida; Pectinidae. Gene Ontology annotation, cellular component: endoplasmic reticulum-Golgi intermediate compartment; ER to Golgi transport vesicle membrane; endoplasmic reticulum membrane. The record is from RefSeq and is a predicted model, not a curated record. Gene Ontology annotation, biological process: endoplasmic reticulum to Golgi vesicle-mediated transport; vesicle fusion with Golgi apparatus; retrograde vesicle-mediated transport, Golgi to endoplasmic reticulum. Gene Ontology annotation, molecular function: SNAP receptor activity. The transcript has 7 exons.